AUGACCAGCUCCGGCGAGCCGAGCAAGAAGCGAACUUCCUUCUCCUUGCUGUCAUCGUGGAUAGACCCCGCUACGUCUUCCAAGCCAGAAAUGCACGACACCGAACCGGCCAACGGUAGAUUUAUCCCAGAGAGCAAACGCGGGUGGAAGUAUGAUCCGCCCUACCCCCAAGCUGCUUCAUCCUCGGCAACAGCACCAUCAAACCCGGCAAAAGCGCGACGCAGUCAUGACGCUCCAUCAAGGCCGAGCCCCAACGCAACCGGCUUGAGUCCUAAAAACCUCGACUUGUCUGCCGAUGCCCCAGAAUCCUCUGCGACUCCACCGCCCGACUCAGCACCCGAGACUCCAAAGCCAAAGUCAAACAAUUUGACUGGUACAGCUCUGGGACUGAGCUCGUCAGAGUCUUCCUUUUCGGAUGACGAGCCUGAACCAAGCCCGCCGAACUCAGGUCAGCAGAUUUCUCUACACAACGCUGCUCCAUCUGUUCAGCUCGACGGCAGACGUCAUCCAGACGACCUCGUAUUCCCAGAUGCAUACCCCUGGAAGCCAUCCACCAGAAAUCCAAAAGCCAAGUUCAUCCAUCCCGCUCAUCGUAAUCCCACCGCCAAACAAGCUUUCUACGACACACACUUUGGGUCUUCUUCCAACUAUCGCGGGCUGCUACCCGCUUCAGGCUCUCUUUUGAACCUCACCUCCGCAAAGGCAGAGGCGAAACGCAGAUCGUCAACUGAAAAAAUUGACCUCCCCGAAGCUACUCCCGAUGAUCCAGCAGACGUCGACGCCCAGUCGAAUUUCCUCGUCUCCACCGUCAAAAAGCCGUUCGCUACUGCUUCAAAGCUCCUGACCAAAGCUCGUCGCAAGAGUCUCGGUGCUGUCUCGUUCUUUGGCGAAGGCAAUACGCACAACAAUACAACACAGAAGGAUAUACAGGCGAGUCGGCACCGUCCUCCUCCGGUUCCCCUCUACAAUGGCAAUGGAGACGGUUUUGACGCACAGAGAUCUGGUUUCAGCUAUGGUCUCUCCAUGGAAGAUGCGGCUCAGGUAGAGGCGGUCGUCUCACGUCAUGCCUCUAGCGAGAACGUCUGCACACCGGUCCGACUGGACCAACAACUACUGCCGCCAGCCUCGCAGGAAGCAUCUCCUUCACGCUGGAGAGAAGCAAUGCAAAGCGCAUGGGGCUUCCUUCCCAGCUUUGAGUUCUUUGCUUCUUCUAACGCCCCUGCUGACGACUCCAAAGACCUCACUAUGACUCCAUACGCCAACAUGCUUGAGCCAGAAGCCAUCCCGACGGUCAAGAAGGACGCUGGCUGCCCGGAUUACUUUACGAAUCUCUCGGGAAACGUGGUCAUCAUGGGUGGAUACAGAGGGAGCGUGCUGCGAGACGCUGAGACUUCCAUGAUGAUGUGGAUCCCAAUUCGUGUCGGCGUAGGUCUGCGUCGACCCACGCUUGAGCUCGGUCUUUCAACAAGCGCCGAAGAAAAGUCGGAAGAGCUGGUUUACUCGUCAGAGAUGUGCACCUCGAUCGGAAAGCUCGUCGAUAUGGGCAAGCGACUGGAAGAGCGCAUUGCGGGUCGAAGGCAUGCCAAGGCGUACGCUUGGGGCUACGACUGGCGCCUCUCGCUCGCACGCUCCUCGCGCAGGCUGAUUCAGUUCCUCGAAGAGCUCUACGAGGCUUCUGCGGAUGCCUCGACGGGCAAGAAGCGAGGCGCAAAGGUGGUAGCGCAUUCCAUGGGAGGCCUCGUCGCCUUGCACGCAUUGGCAACGUGCAACAACCCGCGCAUCUUCGAAGGCCUCGUCUUCGCCUCUACGCCCUUCCGCGGCACACCCAACAUCCUCGGUCCUUUCCGCUUCGGUGACGCUGCGCUGUUCAACGAUACUAUCUGCUCGCCUCGUGCCACUUUUAGCUUUCGAAGCAGCUUCUAUUUGCUACCCACGGACGGUAGGUGUUUCGAGGUCCCCGUCGGUGAUCCAGAACAGGACGAGGAGGAUCUCACGGAACAGCAGAAGAAAGAUCGCUUCAAAGAUGUCGACUUCUUGGAUCCGGACGUGUGGAACGAGCUUGGCUUAAGUCCGUGUCUGGAAAUUGGAAGGAGGCAGCAGAUGGUUGCACUCGCUCGGAAGAGCCAUGGCGCGCGCGAGACUAGAGGGCUUGUCUCUGCGCUCAAGCAUGACGGCAAUGCUAGACUCACGGCGCAAGAGUCUCAGGUGGACCGGCAAGACGAUUAUGCCGAGGCGGUGUCAUCGGAAUUGGAUGUUGCGCGUGCUCAAGUCGAGGAACACGCCAAGCCAAACGGUCUCACCAUGGGUGUCAUGGAAGGCUUGACUGACGGAAGCGCGCGCGUGGGCGGCGAUUCUGGUGCACAGCUGCCAGCUGACGACGAGGAACAAGAAGCGCUUCAACCAGAGAAUCGUCAAGGCGCGCAACGAAAUGCUCCUGUCGCUGAUUCCUCUUCAGACGAUAGUGAGUUCGACAAGCUCGACUACGCGACUCAAAGCUGGGUCUACCUCGAGCGCACGCUGGAUCAAGUGCGACGAUUCUGGGCCGACAUCGAGCAAGGGUUUGACGAGUCCAAGUUUAAGGAUGGUGUCUAUCCUCCACUGAUGAUUCUCACUUCGGGACGGACACCGUGCGUUCGCGGGGCGCUAGUAGGCUUCGAUACGAAAUACGCCCAAGCGCAUGCGUCGGCACAUGCGUCCGCGCCCAGAACUUGGAAGGACGACGUUCGAGCCGGCGACUACUCGCGCAUGGCAUACGGCGCAGGAGACGGCGUCAUCACGCGUCGUUCUGCAACCUCGCUCCCCGGCCGCUGGCCGCUCCUCCUCGUCAAACGCUCCGAAGCCGAAUCUCUACCCCCACAUCUGCACGCCAAACCCCCCGCAAAGCCGUCCACUCUGAAACUCGAUAGGUACACAAUCCACUUGGACGGCCAAGCCAUCGUAGAGAGCGCCCACCGCCAUGUCACCCUCCUCAGCGAUGUCGAUGCCGUCGGCAAGUGUCUCGAGGCGAUCAGGAGGGCCAACCUCGUCCGAAGCAGCUAG
Messenger RNA from Mycosarcoma maydis (corn smut), 3039 nucleotides. RefSeq lists its product as uncharacterized. Gene Ontology annotation, biological process: lipid metabolic process. The transcript has a single exon. Bases 1 to 3039 code for a protein of 1012 amino acids. NCBI's taxonomy places the organism in Eukaryota, Fungi, Basidiomycota, Ustilaginomycetes, Ustilaginales. Gene Ontology annotation, molecular function: triacylglycerol lipase activity. The record is from RefSeq and is a predicted model, not a curated record.